Molecule: messenger RNA, 9526 nt
Organism: Epinephelus lanceolatus (giant grouper)
Lineage: Eukaryota; Metazoa; Chordata; Actinopteri; Perciformes; Serranidae
Gene: chd2
Product: chromodomain helicase DNA binding protein 2
Biological process (GO): nucleosome organization
Cellular component (GO): chromatin; nucleus
Molecular function (GO): DNA binding; histone binding; ATP binding
Source: RefSeq, a predicted model, not a curated record
UAGCUCGACGGGGCUGGAGAGGAAGUGGAGUUUGGCUUACGUUGAGAGCAAAGUGGGCAGAGCCGUUGAAGGAUAUCAGCUCAGGCAGAGGCAGAGAGGAGGACACACACAACAGAGGAGCAAGGCGUCGACAGCAGAGGAGAGGAGGAAGGGCGGAACGAUGCGGCCGAAAGACCCACCAAAACGACGAAAAUCGGCCCAAAAUGCGACACUGGCCCGGGUAGAUGACGGCGGAUAGACACGGCCCGUGAAAAGGGGUUCCCCCGAUGUUUCACAAAUUGCGUCAACGAUGAAACGGGAUCAUCUGACCCAAGCAAAAUGGGUUGACAUUUAGCCACUAUGGAGUCACAAAAUGAAGGAUUCGGGUGAUUCGCAGAGCAACGUGGACUUCAGAGACAUGGACUGGUGUGAAGAUUUCCAAACUUAGAAGCAAAAGAAGACAGCUCUACGCCAUUCAACCGGAUAUUGCUGAAGUGGAGACAGCGUUGUUUAACGUGAAGAUGGCAAAGUGAUUUGGCAGUUAGCCAAAUUUUUGCAAGAUGAAACCUUUUUCUGACUGGACUUUGGCGUUUGGAUUUUUAUUUUCUUUUUACGACAGCAUGGACACUGGAACACCGUUGCUGGCUGCAUAGUGGACUUGUUGAAAAAUUACACUGUUGUUUUUGGGAAAACAAAAAUCAGCCUUUGUACGUUUGAUAUUCAAAUGUUGUUUUUAAAUAAAGUGUAUGUCAUCGUAUUUUUUUUCCUGGCUUUGUUUUAUUAGGGAAUUAACCUCAGAAACCACAAGAGGAUAUUUGGCGUAACAUUUUGAUAACGUUGGAGUCCAUUAGCUCGGCUGUUGGGUUUUAAUAUUUAAGCUAAUCCGCACUACAAAUUAAUUUGGUUAGCACUGACUUUCUGUCACUACUCAUGAGGGUUUGCUAAUUAAUAAGCUAGCAUAAGUGCUUACGAUAAGCUUCGUACUGGGUUGAUGAAUCUCCUAAAGUGUAAUAAUCUCUUUUUCGAGGGUUAUUCUACAAAGAAAAUUAUAAUUUGAUUGCUCAGAUGAAAGGAAAAGGGGUUAAAAAAUGAAUCAGUCCCAUUUGUAAAUACUAACUUAAUCAAUUUAAAUAAUUGAAGAAUACACUUCUAUUUGUAAAGUACACUGCAAGUAGUUGAAAAGGGUUAUGGUCUGAACAGAAAUGGUUUCCAAAGGCUCCCUAAAAUGGCCUCUGGUCGUCCCUCUUCCUGUCUGAGCAGGAAAUGAUGCAAUUGGUGCAUUAAAAAAUUAUAUAUACUUUUCAAAACCUCUCAGCAUUCUUACCAUUUUGUGAAGUGGGAUGAAAAGAUCUCAAAUUCAAGCCUGAGAGUGAAAAUUAAUGUAAGUUCAUAUAAAAGUAAAUUUUAAACAUAACAAAAGGGGUGGGACUUAAACAUCACCUGAGUGUGGGGUAAAUGGAAAUAACGUCAAUCAAAGGCAAAGCUUUCAGAGCUAGGAAGGAGCUCUAGAUGGCGGCUGAGCCUUGGGAAGGGUGCCAUGGGCUUUCGUCAGACCGUUUCUCUCGCCCGUUUUUCGACCGAGACCGCUUGAUUUUGAGCGAAAUUAAAGUGCGGUGACCGUACGAGCGGUGUUUUAACGGAAAUUUAGGCGUUUUGAGUGGUUUUUGGGCUGGUUUUUCGAGCCGCACGAGCCGUCUGUGCUGAGGGAGUGCUUGUCGUUGUUUUCCAUACUGGGCUCUGGCAGCCAUGGCGCGCCUCCAUUUUUAGUGUGCUGCUCGCCUCUGUCGCUCUGAGUCUGACAGCAGAUGAAGACUUUAGAGGCCUAAAAGCUUUCCGAAACAAAGCUCUUUUUUGUAAUUUAUUGUUAAGUUAUUAUUUUUACAGUUUGUUAUUUUUAUCCGAGUCGGAUAAAACCCUGUGUUUAGAGCGAACGUGAAUCUAAUAGUUCAUUUAUAGGUUACCACCUUUUCUUCACAUUGAAUUGGUCUGUUUACAUUGUGUGGUGUAUAAUAUUUUACUUUUCUUGUCCUUAAAUCUUAUUUUUCUCACCCUUCAUGUGAUGACGCAGUUAGAAUUAAUUGCAUGCGGCUUGAUCCGUGGACUAUAUUGAAAGACACGUUGGAUAUUUAACGCAUUUGCAACAGCACCUGUCAUUUUUCCCAGCUUUAUUUUAAUUUAGCGAUGUAAAUAAUGACACCCAAAGCUUUCGUUUUCAUGCCUUUUUUCUCAACUCGUGUCGCACCGCCUGGGUUUUAACUGCCACCUGAGCAAAGGCAAUCUUGUGGGACUUGUAUGAUAGUUCAUGCUCCUCUAACUUUUUUGACAGUAAAUACCAGGACAAAAGAGCAUCCUUUUGAAAAGAUUUUCAGGAUACUACCAUGAUGAAGAAUAAAAGUAAAAAGCAGGAGGAUGAAGGAUCGACUCAGAGCAAUGCAUCAAGCAAUUCAGCCUCAGAGGAAUCCAACCGCUCUGCGUCGGAGUCGGGAAGUCAGUCAGAGAGCGAGCAUGGCAGUGAGAGGAGGAGAUCCCACAACUCUGAAUCCAACAGCUCCUCAGAGUCAGAGAGUCACUCAGAGUCAGAGAGCGAGUCUGCCGAGUCCAAAUCACAGCAAACCGCAGCAGAAGUGAAAGACAAGCCAGUUAGAAAGAAGGAGCGUCUGGCGGAUGUGAAGAAGGUAAAGAUGUGGGACGAACAUCCAGAUGUGUAUGGAGUCAGGAGGUCGAAUCGCAGCAGACAGGAGCCGGCCCGUUUAAACAUCGGAGCUGGGGGCAGCAGCGACUCUGAGAGUGAGAGUCCCAAGAGAAAAACACCCCGAGCUAAGAAAAAAGAAAAUAUCUGGAAAGAUGAUGACUCAAAUGAUGAUGAAGAGGAGGAGGAGGAGGAGGAGGAGGAGGCUUCCGACAGUGCAGACAGUGAGCAGGAAGAGAAAAAAGUUAGAUCCAGACGACUUCCUGCUAGAAGACCUCAGACCAAAUCAUCAACAGCCAAAAAGCAGCUAUCUCAAAAAGCCAGGAAGUCCAGGAAACAGGACUCGUCUGGCGAAGAAGACGACGAUGAUGACGACGACGACGACGAUGAUGACGAUGAUGAGGAAGACACUCCCAAGAGGCAGACUCGGAGACGGGGUGCGACUAAAGUCAAAAGUUACAAAGAGGACCAACAUGACUUCGAAACAGACUCUGAUGACCUGAUUGAGAUGACAGGGGAUGUAGGCGAGGAGCAGCAGGAUGACGACAGUGAGACCAUCGAGAAGGUCAUGGACACCAGGACAGGCAAAAAAGGAGUUACCGGGGCUUCCACUACUGUGUAUGCUGUGGAGGAAAAUGGGGACCCUGGUGAGGGCUUCGACCCCGAGAACGAUGAAGGGGAGACUCACUAUCUGAUCAAGUGGAAGGGCUGGUCCUACAUCCACAACACGUGGGAGAGCAUGGACUCUCUGACGCAGCAAAAAGUCAAGGGACUGAAGAAACUGGACAACUACAAGAAGAAACAAGAUGAGCUCAAUUCAUGGUUGAGGAGGGCAUCUCCUGAGGAUGUAGAGUUUCAUAACUGCCAACAGGAGCUGGUAGCUGACUUGAACAAGCAGUUUCAGAUCGUGGAGCGAAUCAUCUCAAUAAAAACAGGAAAGACACAAGGAUCCUCUGACUUCCCCUCUCAUAGUCAUAAGACGCCAUCCUCAAAUGAGCCCGAGUAUCUAUGCAAGUGGAUGGGCUUACCCUAUUCAGAGUGCAGCUGGGAAGACGGAGCUUUGGUGAGCAAGAAGUUUCAGCACUGCAUCGACAGCUUCACGAACCGAAACUCCAGCAAAACCGUCCCCUCCAAAGACUGCAAGGUGUUAAAGCAGAGACCAAGGUUUGUUGCACUGAAGAAGCAGCCGUCAUAUAUCGGAGAUGAAAACCUUCAGUUGAGAGAUUAUCAGCUGGAUGGGUUGAACUGGUUGGCUCACUCCUGGUGCAGGUGCAAUAGCGUCAUCCUUGCUGAUGAGAUGGGGCUCGGAAAGACUAUCCAGACCAUCUCCUUCCUGUCGUACCUCUUUCACCAGCAUCAGCUGUACGGACCUUUCUUAGUAGUGGUGCCUCUGUCCACGCUCACCUCCUGGCAGAGGGAGUUUGACACCUGGGCCCCAGACAUGAACGUGGUGGUCUACCUCGGUGACGUCAUGAGCAGGAAAACAAUCCGUGACUAUGAGUGGGUGAACCAUUCAACGAAAAGAAUCCGUUUCAAUGCACUAUUAACCACUUAUGAAAUUCUACUUAAAGACAAGGGGGUGCUUGGGAACAUAAACUGGGCGUUUCUGGGUGUGGAUGAAGCUCACAGGCUGAAGAAUGACGACUCCCUGCUGUACAAAACAUUGAUGGAGUUCAGGUCCAACCACAGGCUCCUCAUUACUGGCACUCCGCUGCAGAACUCCCUCAAAGAGCUCUGGUCGCUGCUGCACUUCCUCAUGCCAGACAAGUUUGAUUCCUGGGAGGAUUUUGAGGAUGAGCACGGGAAAGGAAGGGAUAACGGUUAUCAGAGUCUUCACAAAGUCCUCGAGCCCUUCCUCCUGCGACGUGUCAAGAAAGAUGUGGAGAAAUCUCUCCCUGCCAAGGUGGAACAGAUCCUCCGUGUAGACAUGACUGCACAGCAGAAACAAUUCUACAAGUGGAUUUUAACGAGGAAUUACAAAGCUCUUUCCAAAGGCACCCGAGGCAGCUCCUCCGGCUUCCUGAACAUCGUUAUGGAGCUCAAAAAGUGCUGCAACCACAGUUUCCUCAUUAAACAGCCUGAGGACGUGGAGACUGAAACACAACAGGAACACCUGCAGAAUCUAGUGAGGGGCAGCGGGAAGCUGGUGCUGCUGGACAAGCUGCUGACCCGACUCAGGGAAAGAGGCAAUCGAGUCCUGAUCUUCUCCCAGAUGGUCAGGAUGUUGGAUAUUCUGGCUGAAUACCUCGCCAAGAAUCGCUACCCUUUCCAGCGGCUGGACGGAUCCAUAAAGGGAGAAAUCCGAAAGCAAGCACUUGACCACUUUAAUGCAGAAGGCUCAGAGGACUUCUGCUUCCUGUUAUCCACCCGAGCUGGAGGUUUAGGGAUAAAUUUGGCCUCAGCAGACACCGUAGUCAUCUUCGACUCUGACUGGAAUCCUCAAAAUGACCUGCAGGCACAAGCCAGAGCUCACAGGAUCGGCCAGAAGAAACAGGUGAAUAUUUAUCGGCUUGUUACCAAAGGGACGGUUGAGGAGGACAUCAUUGAGAGGGCAAAGAAGAAGAUGGUUUUGGACCAUCUUGUCAUUCAGAGAAUGGACACCACCGGUCGUACCGUGCUGGACAGCAACUCGGGAACCACAAAUUCAAACCCCUUCAAUAAAGAAGAACUGACUGCAAUCCUCAAGUUUGGAGCAGAGGAGCUUUUUAAAGAGGCAGAAGGAGAGGAGUCUGAACCACAGGAGAUGGAUAUUGAUGAGAUCCUGCGGUUGGCUGAGACAAGAGAAAGCGACCAGGGCUCAAGUGCUACAGAUGAACUUCUCUCUCAGUUCAAGGUGGCCAAUUUCUCCAGCAUGGAGGAGAGCACUCAAGAUUUUGAGGACAAGCCCCGGCGGGAAUGGGAUGAUAUCAUCCCUGAAGAUCAGCGGCGCAAAGUUGAGGAGGAGGAGAAGCAGCGGGAGAUGGAGGACAUCUUCAUGCUGCCCAGAAGCAGGAGCUCGAACAAGAGGGUAAGAGCUCAGGCUAAUGAUAGUGACAGUGAUGUGGGCUCCAAGCUGAAGCACCGCUCCUCAGGCUCUGACAGUGAGACUGAUGAUAGUGAUGACGAGAAGAAGCCAAAGAAGAGAGGCCGACCCAGAGCCCGCAAAAACAACGUGGAGGGUUUCACUGAUGCAGAGAUCCGCAGGUUCAUCAAGGCAUACAAGAAAUUUGGAUCUCCACUAGAGAGGUUGGAGGCCAUCGCCCGAGACUCGGAGCUGGUCGACAAAUCCAUAGCAGACCUGAAAAGACUUGGUGAACUGAUUCACACAAGUUGUGUGGCUGCAGUGCAGGAGCAUGAGGAACACCUUAAAGAGAACCCAGUUGAAGCCAAAGGUCCUGGGAAACGGCGAGGAAUUAACAUCAAGAUCUCGGGAGUGCAGGUCAACGCCAAGUCCAUCAUCCAGCACGAGGAGGAGUUUGAGCCCCUGCACAAAGCAGUGCCUGUCGAUCCUGCUGAGAGAAAUAAGUUCAAGCUGACAUGCAGAGUCAAGGUAGCUCAUUUUGAUGUAGAGUGGGAUCUGCAGGAUGACAUUCAGCUGUUGCUUGGCACCUAUGAGCACGGCUUUGGAAACUGGGAUCUGAUCAAGACGGACCCUGACCUUAAACUCGCUGAUAAGAUUCUCCCAGAUGAUCCGAGCAAGAAGCCUCAGGCCAAGCAGUUGCAGGCGAGAGCAGAGUAUCUUCUCAAGCUGCUGAAAAAAGAGCAAGACAAUGCAGACCUGUCUAAAACAGGGGAGGAGGUCAAAGUGAGGAAGAGGAAGCCUCGGGUGAAAAAGGAGAACAAGAUUCUCAAGGACGAGCAGGGCAAUGACAUCUCCUCCCCCCGCCUGUCCGACAACCCGUCAGAGGAGGGCGAGGUCAAGGAUGAUGGAGCAGAGAAGUCCCCCGCCAAGAAAAGACAAAAGAAAAAGGAUAACAAAGAGAACAAAGAGAAACAGGGAACUCCUAAAAAAGAGAAGGACGGGGACAAAGAGAAAAAGGGUACCAAGCCCAGAAAAGAAAAGGCUAAAGGAGCCAAAGGGAAGAAGACUCAGGGUCCAGUUCACAUCACGGCUGGGUCUGACCCCAUUCCCAUCGAAGGAAAGGAGGAUGAUGAACUCGACCAGGAGACUUUCAGUAUUUGUAAGGAACGCAUGAGGCCAGUGAAAAAGGCUCUGAAGCAGCUGGAUAAACCAGACGAGGGUCUGUCCGACCAGGAGCAGCUCCAGCACACUCGCACAUGCCUACUGAAGAUUGGAGACCGAAUCACAGAGUGCCUUAAAGCCUACAGUGACCCCGAACAUGUUAAAAUAUGGCGGAGAAACCUCUGGAUAUUUGUGUCCAAGUUUACAGAGUUUGGUGCCAGGAAGCUUCACAAGCUUUACAAAAUGGCACAGAAGAAGCGAUCACACGAGGAAGAGAAGGAGCAGAAGAAGAAGGACGACCCUGCAGGGAGGGGGAAAAACUUCAGACCGGAGCCCUCUGGAUCCAGUCGAGACUCCUCGAGUACUCAGUCGUCCUCCAAACCUGUCCCUCACUCGUCUCAGCCAGGCCCCCAUGGACACCACAGAGAGUCGUACAACUCGGCUAACAAGCGGCACUUUGGAAAUGAUGAUAGAGGCGACUGGCAGAGGGAUCGUAAAUACAACUACCCAGGUAACAGCAACCAGUCAUGGCAGGGAGACCGACAUCAUCCAUAUGAUCGCUACAAGGAUCACUAUGGCGAUCGGCGUCCACACGGAGACUCGUACCGCAGCUCAGGAGGUUACCGCAACAACAGCUCCCCUCGGAAAAGGCCGUAUGAGCAGUACAGCAACGACCGGGACCACAGGGGUCACAGACCCUAUUAUGACAGGCAUUCAGACCCCAAAAGAAGACGUCCUGAUGAAUUCCGUCCCAACUACCACCAGGGAAGAGAUGGCCCUCUUCAGGACUUCAGGAGGAUGCCAGAGCACAGGCCGUCAGGUCCACCUGGGCCGGAGCACUAUAACAGACCCUUCCACCCUGACAAACCUCCUCCGCUGCUGGACCCUCGCUCCCCGCAGGCUCAGAAGUCUCCCCAGGACUCGCGCUCCCCACCGGAGCGGCCCAUAGAUCCAAAUAUCGUGGCAGACCCUAACUGGAACAACAGGAAAACAUAAAAGUACGCCAGCACUGGCUGAGAAACUGAUCUGGGCGUUUCUGUCCAGGGUCAAAGCCACAUACAUGCUGCUGAUGGACAAGUCUCGACUCGCCAAUCAUAAGCUCACAGUUGGAAAGGGAAUCAACACGUACCCUCUUUACCAGCAAAACUAUCUUUGCUCUUUUUCUCCCAGUGACUGUGGCUGUGAAUGAUUUGUACCCUGAAGGAAGAAGUGUGUGUUACUCCUGUCAUCUUCUCGAUGAAAAACUUAAGCAUCUUUAUUUAAAUGAAUUGACUCAAAUCAGUCGACCGCGGUGAGACUGAGCGGAGUGCUUAUGGAUGCUUAGUCCCAUGGACUAUUUUCUAAGCAGAAUUUAGGAUAAAUGAACUGAUGACUGAUCUCAAAAAUCCUAAAAGUGCCUGAAGGCUUUGGCCUUUCUGAACGGUUAAUGUAUGGGAUUAUUCCCAAAAGGAAGCAUGACACGGACAUUAUUAUUUUUUUGUGUUUAGCUUUAAGUCUUGCUGAUGAUGUCAUUAGAAGAUUUCAACUUGAGAAGAAUGUGUAAUGUGUUAUCAUCCGCACCUUCGAAAUGUUUAUCUUGAACAUGUAGCUGAACUGAAUCACCAUGUGGGGUUAAAACGGUGGUGUCGGUGGCACGGCCUAAUAACUCUUACGAAAUUUGAAUGAUCAAUGAAGCCAGUAUAUUUCCUCUAAACACUCUACAGAAUGUUUUAGCAAACUUCAUAUUGCUCAUGUGUACAAAUAAUCAUUAUUUCUGUAACUGUGUAGCUCUAUAAAUCAUGGCAAUCCUCUUGCUUUGUUCACUUUAACCACUUUCCCUCGUAGUAGGCCCAAUGAAAUGGAAGCUUUCUAAGCAGUAUUUAUUACAACAACUUGUGCAAAGGCUCAUAACACUAUGACUAGAACAAUCCUUUAUUUUGCCUUUCAGUAUUACGACGGUUAAGAAUGGUACUCCAGUGUAGUUUCAUGAAUUCACCUAGAAUGGAAGUACUCGAUUACGUCUGAAAAUACUACAAGAUAAAACAUUUUCUUUCCUUAUCAAUGGUUUGGCGAUGCUGUCGGUGUUAGGUUGCUUAAGGAUUAUCAGGAAGUCGCUGAUGACAUUUCAUCAUGUUUAUUACCUUUGGUCACUUUUCUCCCUGUGCCAAACCUGCAACCUGCGCUGGCCCCCAAAUGUUCUUUUUUUUUUAAUUUUUUUUUUUUUAAGCUUCUCCAUUUGUGCCUUAUUUAUGUGUGUAUUAUCAUACUGUAUGUUUUUCAUGGACAGUACCAGGGCCUGACACAGGCAGGAUGUAGUAUUACAGUCUCAUUUUAAAGAAAUGGCUCUGAAUGAACUGGUGAAGGGACCAUGUAUUCUGGUAAUCAUCAUGUGGUUCUGGGGUUUCCAAAAGAGUUGAUGAUUUGAGGGGAGGAAAAAAACAACAUAAAUAUAAAGAAAUCGUGUGUGUGUGUAUGUGUGUGUGUGUGUGUGUGUGUGUGUGUGUGUGUGUGUGUUUUCAUCUGGGGCACUUAGCCGACCUGUUACAGUGAACAGCCAGCGCAUCUUUUCUUCCACGUUAAGCAAGCUACAGUUCCUGUAUCAUAUGUUCUUUAAGAAAGUCUAGAUAAUUUAUAUUUGUGACAAAAACCACUCUUCAUGAGAAAUGUGCUGUACAUAUGUUUGGACAUAUGUAAUAAACUUUGUUACACAAUGAAAA